AUGGUGUUUCUCAAAGGGAUUGCAGCUGCGGCCUGCGCCACGUCUGCGCUUGCUGCCGACAUUAUUGUCCAGAACUCUGGAGGCAAUCAAACCGGCGCGUUUGGUCACUCUUACGGCUAUGGCUUCCUUCACGAGGAUAUCAACAACUCCGGUGAUGGUGGCAUCUACGCUGAGUUGAUCCAGAACCGUGCUUUCCAGUACAGCCAGAACUACAGCGUUUCCACGGACCAUUACUUCAGCGUCAAUGGCGCUCAACUUAGCAUUCAAAUGCUAGACGAGCCGCUGUCUGAGCAGUUGCCGGCAUCCAUGCGCGUCUCAGCUGGAAAUGGAAGCUAUGCCACCGGAAAGAUUGGCUUCAAGAAUGAGGGUUACUGGGGUAUGGACGUCCGCCCGCAGACCUACACCGGCUCUUUCUGGGUUAAGGGCGCGUACAGCGGUGUGUUCACUGCAUCGCUGGAAUCGAACUUGACCAGCGAUGUAUUUGCAUCCGUUGAAGUGCCAUCCAAGUCCGUUGCAGACGACUGGACUGAGCACACUUUCGAGCUCGUUCCCGAGAUGGCUGCACCCAACUCCAACAACACUUUCUCCGUCACUUUUGACGGUGCCGCAGCCAGCGCACUCGACUUCAACCUCAUCUCCCUCUUCCCACCAACCUACAAGGGCCGCAAGAAUGGUCUUCGUGUCGACAUUGCUGAGGCUCUCGCCGACAUGAACCCUAAGCUCCUCCGAUUCCCAGGCGGUAACAUGCUUGAGGGUCUCAGGAACGAUUCUUACUGGGACUGGAAGGAUUCGCUUGGUCCUCUGAGAUACCGCCCUGGUUUCCAGGGUGUAUGGGGAUACCAGCAGACUCACGGUCUUGGUCUCAUGGAGUACCUUGAGUGGUCUGAGGACAUGGGUCUCGAGAUCGUUUUGGGUGUUUGGGCUGGUCUUGACUUGGAUGGUGGUGUCACACCCCAAGGAGACCUCGCACCUUUCGUAAAGGACGCUUUGGACGAGAUUGAGUUCGUUUGCGGUCCUACCAACUCUACUUGGGGUGCGCGCCGUGCUGAGCUUGGACACCCUGAGCCCUUCGAGCUCAACUACGUCGAGGUCGGUAAUGAGGACUGGCUCGCUGGCUUCCCUGGUGGCUGGGAGUCUUACCGCGCAUACCGUUUCCCCAUGUUCUACAACGCCAUCAGCAAUGCCUACCCUCACAUCCAGGUCAUUGCUUCAGCCGCAUCUAGCGACCCUGCCGGAGACCCUCCGAUCCACGGACCCAACGAGGACAACGGCCAGAUUCUGCCUCUCGACGCGCUUGGUGACUACCACCCGUACCGCGAGCCUGAUGAGCUUGUUUACGAGUUUAACCGAUUCGACAACGACGCCGGCCACAUUGUCGGUGAGGUUGCCGCUACCCACGUCAACGGCGGUAUCCGCUGGGAGGGUGACUUGUACCCCUACCCAUGGUGGCAGGGUGCCGUCGGUGAAGCCGUCUCUCUGAUCGGAUACGAGCGCAACUCCGACCGCAUUCCCGGUACCUUCUACGCCCCCGUCUUGAAGAACAACAACCGCUUCCAGUGGCCCAUCACUCUCAUCCAGUUCGAUGCCGACCCGAAGCGCACCACCAAGGCCGUUACCUGGUACUGCUGGAGUCUUUUCGCCCACCACCCAAUCUCCCACACUCUUCCCACACACUCCAACACCUCGUACGGACCCCUCUACUGGGGUGCCGGUUACGACGAGAACCGCAACGGCGCCAUGGUCUGGAAGGGUGCUGUCUACAACACCACCGACCACGCUGACGUGCCUGUAAGCGUCCAAUUCCAGGGCGUUGCUCCGGGUACUAUGGCGAACCUCACUUACCUUACCAACUCCGUUGGCGACCCAUACAUGUACAACGAUCCCUUCACUGGCAUCAACAUUGUUAAGACCAACAACAUGAUGCUCACCGCCGGAAGCGAUGGUGUGUUCCGCUUCAACCUGCCCGAACUUAGUGUUGCUGUGUUGGACACCGAGAUCACUGGUGGAAACAGCACUGGCCACUACCGAAGACGGUUGUAG
Molecule: messenger RNA, 2040 nt
Organism: Alternaria incomplexa
Lineage: Eukaryota; Fungi; Ascomycota; Dothideomycetes; Pleosporales; Pleosporaceae
Exons: 2
Coding region: 1-2040 (679 amino acids)
Biological process (GO): L-arabinose metabolic process
Molecular function (GO): alpha-L-arabinofuranosidase activity
Source: RefSeq, a predicted model, not a curated record